Molecule: messenger RNA, 1209 nt
Organism: Megalobrama amblycephala (Wuchang bream)
Lineage: Eukaryota; Metazoa; Chordata; Actinopteri; Cypriniformes; Xenocyprididae
Product: dehydrogenase/reductase SDR family member 11-like
Exons: 7
Coding region: 16-843 (275 amino acids)
Molecular function (GO): oxidoreductase activity
Source: RefSeq, a predicted model, not a curated record
CAUUGACUACAGGGAAUGCAUGGAGUAAAGAUCACUGCAGACUGUCAGCAGCUCUUCUGUAACAGUCUUGUGAUUAUGGAUCGCUGGAAAGGCAGGGUUGCUCUUGUCACUGGUGCUUCAGUGGGAAUCGGAGCUGCAAUCGCAAAGUCUCUUGUGCAGCAUGGCAUGAAGGUGGUCGGAUGUGCCAGAAAUGUGAAGCAAAUUGAGAAAUUGGCAGCAGAAUGUGUCAGUGGUGGAUUCAGUGGCACUCUGUUCCCAUAUAAAUGUGAUCUGUCUGUAGAAGACGAAGUGUUAUCCAUGUUCUCCUGGAUCAAAGUUCAACAUCAGGGCAUUGACGUGUGCAUUAAUAAUGCUGGUUUGGCUCUUCCAGAGCCUCUGUUGAGUGGCAAAACCAGUGGCUGGAGGACUAUGAUGGAUGUGAAUGUCUUUGGCCUGUCACUGUGCACCCGUGAGGCUUACCAGUCCAUGAAAGAAAGAAAUAUUGAUGAUGGCCAUAUCAUUAAUAUUAAUGGUAUGUGUGGACAUCGCGUCCUCCACAAUGCCGAUCUACACUUCUACACUGCCAGCAAAUAUGCCGUGACUGCUCUGACUGAAGGUCUGCGACAAGAGUUACGCCAGGCCAAAACCCACAUACGUGCCACAUCUAUAAGUCCUGGUUUAGUGGAGACGGAGUUAACCUACCGGCUCUUUAGUCAAAACCCAGAAAAGGCUGCCGCUACUUAUAAAAGUAUGAAGUGUCUGCAAGCAGAUGACAUAGCGAACGCAGUGGUGUAUGUCCUCAGUGCAAAUCCUCAUGUUCAAAUUGGUGACAUUCAGAUGAGACCAGUGGAGCAGUUGACAUAAACUGAGCAGAUAAACAUGAUCAAGUGCCAGUAUCAAGGAUCAACGUCCACAGAUGAUCACAGACGUGUGCAAUAUAAUCAAAUGCUAUUAUGUGAAUCAUUGUCAAGUCACUACAUUUUUUUUAAAUGCAUUUUGUAAAAACACAAAACACUGUCUCAUCAUGAUGUUUGAUUUAUUUUAACUGAAAUUAUUUGGGAAAAUAUGAUAGCUUUAAUGAUUACAUUAAUGUGAUAAAUACUUUAGGUGCUUUUCUAAUAGCUCUUUCUGUUUUUUAUUUUGUUUUGUUUUUUUUGUUUUUGUUUUUUUGUUGUUGUAAUAAACUGAACUGUAAGCAUGUAAUAUCAAGGAUAUAAUAAAGUCUAUUUA